GCACAUCUGCAACGGUCCUCUCCCCUGGCCCUCUCUCUCUGCCUGCCCCCUGGCUGCGUAAGAUUAGCGGGAAGAUGGAGGAUUUUGAGAGGGAAUAUGCUGACGAGUUGGAAAUGAUGACCGAAGAGAGCGCCCACUCUGCUGGACCUCCCUCCCGCAGAUCGCUGGAUUUUUGCAGUCCAGCUUUACCGCGCAGGAAGAGGUCACUUUCAUCUGAGAGUCCACUGCCUACAGUGUCUUCUGCUCCUCCAUAUAAAGUGCGGUGUGUGGAUAAGUCCCAUGAGUCUGAACUACCACCCACCCAGCCUCAAGUGACGCCCACGAGACCAUUUGUAGCAUUUGGUUCUAUUAGACCAAGUAAAUUUCUACCUACCACUGGCCAUGAUGGAACAGUUACCUGUUCUCCGCCAUGUUCCCCACCUCUUGCCAUUCAAACGUCUGACCACAACUCCCAGUCUCCGUGUAAUAACGAUGUAAUGUACACAACUCCAACAAAACAGGAGAAGGAAAACGCUAAACAGACCCCCUCAUCGACAUCAAAGUAUCAGCGAGCACUAGCUCCCCCUGAAUCACCGAACAAAGACCAUUCAAAGAAGUCAAAUGUUUCAAUCGUGGAAAAGUUCAAUGCAGUCUACCGUACACUAACUACGCAACCUGUAACAGAUGAUUUUGAAGAUGAAGUAGUUGAUGAUAGUUACAGUCCAGUACUGGAGAGAAGAUCUACUAUGGAGGUGGUCGCCCCAUCCUCUGGAGUACUAACAAGAGCUCCAGCCAGCCCUCACAUAACUGUCACCGCCAGUGAUGGUCGUCGAGUUUAUCUAAAAAUGCAGCAGUCAAAACAAUUGUCCCAGAGUUCAUUGAGUAUUGUGUCUGGUUGUUUACUCCCAGUGUCAUUCUCGCAAUUGAGAUCGGCCGUUCGGGAAGAGCGGAGAAGAAGGUUGAUAGAGCAGGCAGAGCAGGUGCUGAAUUCCUUGAAGAGUUCUGUGGAAAGUGAGUCCCGACCUCUUCUUAAAGAUUCUGAGAUGACAGAGGAAGAUGGACCAAAAACAAAACAGUCUGCUGAUAAUCUUUGGGUGGAUAAGUAUGCUCCAAGGCAUUAUACUCACCUGCUCAGUGAUGAUGGUAUCAACCGUACGCUGCUGUCUUGGAUCAAGCUCUGGGACGAGACAGUCUUUGGCCACAGCUCUCUCUCCUCCAGCAAUGGCAAUGUGGGUACUGUAUCUAGUACAGCCAAAGAGAAAGAAGGAUCAAAGAAUAGACCUUCUCAGCAUGGCUCAGGUGAUGUGAGAGGAGGUGGUACUAGUUGGAGGGGAGGACUUCGUGGUGGGAAGAGUGAAUGGCGCGAGCUUGGAGACCCUGUCACCUUUUCAAGUGUGGAGGCACUAGAUGAGUCAAGACGACCCAAGUUAAAGCUGGCACUUUUGUGUGGUGCUCCUGGCCUUGGAAAGACUACCCUGGCCCAUGUCAUAGCCCAACAUGCUGGCUACCAGGCUGUGGAAAUGAAUGCCAGUGAUGAUCGUAGUGCGGAUCUGUUUAGGCAGAAGCUAGAGGCAACUACUCAGAUGCAGGCUGUUCUAACACCUAAUCACAGGCCUACGUGCCUCAUUAUUGAUGAAAUUGAUGGGGCCCCCACGGCUGCUAUCAAUGUCCUUAUUGAGAUGGUAAAGAGAAAAGAUUCAGGGAAAAAGAAGAAAACACGCCAAAAGAUUUUGUCACGCCCCGUGAUCUGCAUCUGUAAUGAUCAAUAUGCACCUUCCUUGCGUCAGCUGAAGCAGUUUUGUCUGGUCCUAAUGUUCCCUCCGACUUUGGCCUCCAGACUUGCGUCACGACUGCAACAAGUUACCCACCAGGAGCAUAUGAUCUCAUCCAUAUCAACGCUAAUGGCACUAUGUGAGAAAUCAGAAAAUGAUAUUAGGGCUUGUCUCAACACCCUCCAGGUAUGUGCAUACAUUAGCUGUUAAAAAUAGCUUCUGUUUCACUGGCACAAGAACGGAGCGGCCAUUCCACUCUGUUGUGUUUGUAGUAGCGUGCAUUUCCUUCACAAGCGAUGGUGGGACGGCCAAUGACAGCAAAACCAAGAAAAGUCACAGCACAGAGCGACGAGAAAGCUUCCAUGCACGGGUCUUGUCACUCCAUUGCACUACAGAAUCAUGGGGAGUUACUGAUCCUCUUCCCGGAAAGUCUGGUCCCGCGAGACUGCAGGAGGAAGGUCUUGCAAUGCAAAGAAGUUGUGUUCCAUUGCUUCCCUUAGCGUUUAGCAGUUGCGUAGUUCACACCAACAUAUGUUAUGAUGUGCACUUGACACAUUUCAAUUCUGAGAUAUGAACGUUGUCAAGGCUGUUAGCUUCUUUCUGGUUCACCCACAUCUCUUAGUUUAUUAGCAGACAGGAGCAGGAACUCACACUGGGACUAGUUCAGAAUGCUAGUGUGGGACAGAAGGAUGCUCAGAUGGGUCUGUUUUCCUUAUGGAAAGAGAUAUUCCAGCUUCCUUCCACUAAGAGGCGUUCUGUAGGUCGUUUAAUUGGCAGUAUCAAUGCAACUUCUCAAGGUGGUCAAGAGAUGGGUGCUUCUGCUGCUCGGUUCUACCACAUGCUCUCUGCUGCAUCUUCCUGUGGAGAGUAUGAGAAAGUGUCCAACGGAUUGUUUGAAAACUACUUGAACAUUCGAUUCAAAGACCCAAACCUGGAGGCAAUAUGUAUUGGUCUGGACUGGGUGGUGUUCUACGAUACACUUCAGCAGCACAUUGCUCAAACCCAGAGCUACCUGUUCUGGGGGUAUCUCCCUUUUCUUUCUGUGACCUUUCAUUUUCUCUUUGCCGCUCCCUCCAAGCCAUACAUCAGAUAUCCUCACACAAACUUUGAGAUGUUUCAGAAGAAGAAACAGAAUAACCACUUGCUGUCAUCGGUUACAAUGGAGGCACCACCACAUAUCCAGCGUAUGCUAACCUCAACCCAGCUAGCCCUGGACAUGCUGUGUCCAAUACUGGAGAUCAUCACCCCCUCCUUUAGGCCUGUAAGC
Molecule: messenger RNA, 3018 nt
Organism: Geodia barretti
Lineage: Eukaryota; Metazoa; Porifera; Demospongiae; Tetractinellida; Geodiidae
Source: the annotation of a GenBank genome assembly